GGCAUUUCUCGCGAGCUCGGUGCAGUGGCCGGCUCGUGCAGCUCCGCUGCGCCGUGUGUUAUCGGUUACGACACCAGCGCUACACACAGCCAUGGCCGCACUGCGCAGGCUUAUCCAUUCGCUCACCAACACCUCCAAAGUAGGAACUUUCGCGGCGGGGAGGCGGCAGACGCCUUCGAAGGCGACGAAAACGCUGAAAGCAGUCGCAGCGGGAGCGUGCGUCGCCGCCGCGGCUGGUGCCGCUUAUUACUGGUGCUCGUUUGCGGGUUGGCGCCCCGGACUCAAGAGCCAUGUCGAGGCUCGGCUCGUGCACCUGGCACUGCCGUCAGUCUCUGCCACCGAUAAGAAGAGAGGCUAUGGCCUGGAUGAUGGGGAUGUGUACAUGUCAUCCUAUGAAAACAGAUUCCGGCUGUUCAGCUCACUGGAGUAUGAGGGCCAGCUCUACAUGACUCCACUAAACUUCAUCGAGUCUGUCACUCUGAAUGAACCCAGGAGCAAGAGAGGAUGGAAGUCUCUCUCAAAAAAGGAAUUUGAGAAGAUGCUGUCUGAUACCCCACCUGCUUGGAAAGGAUCAUCUAAUUUGUUUAGAAAUCUUCGAGAACGAGGUGUCAUCAGUUACACAGAAUAUCUCUUCCUGCUCUGCAUUUUAACAAAGCCCCAUGCAGGCUUUCAGAUUGCUUUCAACAUGUUUGAUGCAGACGGUAACGAAAUGGUGGACAAAAGGGAGUUCUUGGCGUUGGAAGAGAUUUUCCGUAAGAAAAAGGAUAGAAAAGAAAUGACAGAGGACUUUCAAAACUUGGACCGACAAAACCUGCAACUUUACGGUCACCACAAAUCCCUGCCACACAGUGUUCUUAAAAAAGACGGUCAGCAUAUGGCGGCCCCAGGCAUGUGGGACGUUCUCAGACGUGGCACAAGUCAAGUACUGUUUUCUGAUCUGACUGAGAAUGCGGAUGAGGAAACAGACACAACAUUGUCAGUGCAUUUCUUUGGGAAAAGCGGCAAAGCAGAGCUGAAGUUUGAGGAUUUUUACAAGUUCAUGGACAACCUGCAGACGGAAGUGCUCGAAAUUGAGUUCCUGUCCUACUCCAAAGGCAUGCCUACCAUCAGUGAAGAGGACUUUGCGCAUAUCCUUCUUCGCUUCACAAACGUGGAAGAUGUCAACGCAUACUUAGAGAACGUGCGUCACAGCUUGCCGGAUGAAAAGGGAAUCACCUUUGAGGAGUUCAGGUCCUUCUUUCAGUUCCUGAACAACCUGGAGGAUUUUACCAUCGCCAUGCAAAUGUACAACUUUGCAAAUCGCUCUAUUGGUCAAGAGGAGUUCACCAGGGCUGUCUACGUGGCCACGGGAAUUAAGCUGACCAAGCACCUGGUCAACACCGUCUUCAAGAUUUUCGAUGAAGACCACGAUGGAACGGCUGCAUCGUGGCGACGUGGGCGUCAGAGCGGAGGAGAAGUUCAUCUCUUUCAAGUCCUGCAUGAGGAAGGAGCUUUCGAGCAAAUAAAUGAAGACCCCAAACACCAGAGCAUGUCUUAGAGCCUCCCAGCCUGGACCAGCUGUGCCUUCUCUGUCAGCACAGAGGAGCCCAUGCAUGCCGCAGAAACUUCGAACACUGCCUGAAGAGACUAAGACGAACAGGACGUGGCACAAACAGGAUGAAGUCAGCCUAAUGAAAGCUGUGGCAAGUGCUCAGACAAACAUGGCAAACCCAUUAUGAAUUAAAACAAUUUACUUGCUUAGUGUAAUUUGUGUCCAUGCUUUACAAAUGUUUACCUUGUUGUCUCUCUUUAUUUAUUUAAGGUAACGUAGAAGAUAUUAAAUCAUUUAGCUUUUGUCUAUAGAGCCAUUGUGUCUGGAGCCUGUCCCACUCCUGCUUUCCUCCUGAUGUCAGCUUAUUCCUGCACCGCCCCUCCUCAUUUUCAACCCAAAGUGUUUUACCCCUUAAAUCCUCCAGAGCCAGCAGGUACUCACACACUCAGUCUGUGGCGUUUUCACUGUUUAACCACGGGAAACCAACUGUGUUAAUCAUUUCUUGGCUGGUUGAUAGAAGUGCCAGCAGGACCGACUUCUGUACAGGUUGAUACACUGAAUAUUGAAGCCAUAUGUUUCUUUAACUGCUGAAUCACUCAGCUUAGAUUAUCAUAGGUUUUAAAGGAGCCAUAUGUUAGAACAACCAAUAAGAUGUUGGAAGAAGAAAUUUCCUGGUCGUUGAUGCGUCUCUGGGACUAUUUCUGCUUUGUCUAAAGACAUGAGAACAAUGAAAAUAUCAGUGUUCGAUAUGCUUUACGAUCAACCAGAUCAAGCAAUUGUAUCUCACCCUACUUUAUGUUGUUGUAUUAGAUAUUUGUCUACCUCGUUAUUUUAAAUCAGGCUUUGACUGUUACACUGGAAGUAGAUUAUAGGUGCAUUGAUACAGUGAACUGACUUUUAAAGCAUUUUGAUUCAUGGUCUUUUUGAGCUCUUUGUCUUAUACCUGCUUUCACGCAGACCAUUUAUUUCUCCCUUUUUUUGUUCUGAUCUCUGUUUCCAUGCACAACAGCUAAUAAAACUUGAACCUUUGUCACUUGCUCUUAAACA
Messenger RNA from Menidia menidia (Atlantic silverside), 2578 nucleotides. NCBI's taxonomy places the organism in Eukaryota, Metazoa, Chordata, Actinopteri, Atheriniformes, Atherinopsidae. The record is from the annotation of a GenBank genome assembly.